Messenger RNA from Closterium sp. NIES-67, 359 nucleotides. NCBI's taxonomy places the organism in Eukaryota, Viridiplantae, Streptophyta, Zygnematophyceae, Desmidiales, Closteriaceae. The record is from the annotation of a GenBank genome assembly.
ACCCGAUCUUUCUGCUUCUCUCUUCCGCCGAGUAGUCCUCUCAAAGACUUCGAGCUUCUCUCCCCUCUUCACUCGUUCCGUCGAGAAAUUCUCUCGUUCCCUCUUUUCCAAGCGCGAGGCAUGGCGUCGUGGUGGAACCAGCUGGCGAUUCUCGGCAUUUGCGCGCUGGUCGCGGUGCUCGUCGCGCCGGCGGCGGCGAAGCGGCCCAGCAAGGAGGAGGUGAUCGCCGAGGUGAAGAGCGCGCGCGAUGCACUCAAGAACCCCGCGAUUUCCAGCAAAUACCGGAUAACCACCACCUUCCUCGACCACUUCAUCCCGAAAUUGGGUAAGUAGCAUGAAAGCUCUCUGUAAAAAGCUAC